This is a messenger RNA of Drosophila yakuba, 1051 nucleotides long. Its product is annotated as seminal metalloprotease 1. Gene Ontology annotation, biological process: proteolysis. The record is from RefSeq and is a predicted model, not a curated record. The coding region runs from base 195 to 959 and encodes 254 amino acids. Gene Ontology annotation, molecular function: metalloendopeptidase activity; zinc ion binding. Lineage: Eukaryota; Metazoa; Arthropoda; Insecta; Diptera; Drosophilidae. The transcript is spliced from 2 exons.
AAAAAGCGGACUUGCUAAUAUUUUCUUGAGCCCAGCAACAACGGAUGGAUGUACUUCAGCACCCACCGUUUGUGCAAAUGUUCGAAUUUUAGGUGUAUUUUAUAUUACGCGGUCUGUUAUCGCUAAUCAAUCACGAGUAGUUUUGCGAUAAUUAGCAGUACAUUAGCCGUUAAUUCGCUUUAAGUCAGUCAAAAAUGAUUGGUGUUUGGUUUCAGUUGUUCCUGCUGGGCACGCUGUUUUCUGCCAUUUUCUCAGCCCCCUUUAACACUCACUAUAAGGAAACAGAUCCAGAGCUGACUGCGGGAUACUUCCAAGGUGAUAUGGAUGUGGACUACGCCCGGAAUGGACAGCUGUCCGAGACGCGACGCUGGCCAAACGCCACAGUUCGGUAUAGGAUCUCUGAAGAGUUUGAUACUCCUCAUGUGGAAUACAUAAAGCUUGGCAUGCAAUUCAUCGAGUAUUCGUCGUGUAUUCGAUUUGUGCCUGCUGAUGAGGAUGCGGAAAACUAUUUAUUUGUGCUUCCUUCCACUUCUGGAUGCAGCUCCAAAGUGGGCUAUCAGCCAGGUGAAAGAACCGUCAAACUUCGCCCUGACCCGUUGGACACGGGUUGCUUCAAACUGGGAACCGUCCAGCACGAACUGCUUCAUACUUUGGGGUUCCAUCACCAGCAGUGCUCCCCUAAUCGAGAUGAGUUCGUAAGGAUCGUGGAGGAGAACAUCUCCGAGGGUCACGAGAAGAACUUUGUCAAGUACGAGAAAGACGAAGUGGAGGAUUUCGAUCAGCCCUAUGACUACGGAAGCAUUCUACACUACAGCUCAUUGGCAUUUUCAAUAAAUGGUGAAGCCACCAUUGUUGCUCUGAAUCCAGAGGGUCAGGAAAAAAUGGGUCAGCGCUUGAUGAUGAGCGAUACCGAUAUCAAACGACUCAAUACCAUGUACAAGUGUCCGAUUCAAUUGUAAAAAUAGCAAUAGUCAAGGUCAAAAAGGUCUGUCAAUUAUAUAUAACCGAGCAAUAUUUUUUUAUUUUGCACAAUAAAAUUCUCAGUCAUUAA